Molecule: messenger RNA, 1380 nt
Organism: Diaporthe batatas
Lineage: Eukaryota; Fungi; Ascomycota; Sordariomycetes; Diaporthales; Diaporthaceae
Exons: 2
Coding region: 1-1380 (459 amino acids)
Source: RefSeq, a predicted model, not a curated record
AUGGCUUCCUCGCAGCAGUACAGCCGUCCAGGCCCCAGCCGCCCCAGCCGCCGUUCCAUCCCCAACUCCGAUAGAGUUUCAGAGAGCAUCGCGCGAUCCGAUACGAGUCCGCCAACGACAUCAGCGUCGCAAACCCAACGCAAUGACGAAUCAUGGGUCGAGGUCGCAUCCCAGCCGUCUUCCUCGUCUCUCUCCUCCAUAGGUGACGAGAUCGUUACGACCGGUCUGCGAGUCGGCGCACAGUCGCAUCCACACCGAAGACGGCGCUUGCAGCAUCACUACUAUCAGUCCAUGCAGCAAGAUGUCGUAAGCCGUGCUGCCGUGCAGACAGCCACAAGUAGUCAGGACGAGUGCACCGAGAGUGAGAGCGAGGACGAACACGUAUUGACUUCGUCUACUGAGAACAUGGGUGCGAGGACGGGAAAUGGACAUACUACACUACAGCGGUCCCAGACCGCUAUCGGGCCUGGCGCCGACCUCUCCGACUCAGACGACGACAACGGCACUGCUCUAGGCAGACCAUCACCGGCACAAGGCUUCCGCCCUCAGCCCAACGCCUUUACGCACCCCCCUGCUCACCUCAGCCACCGUAGCUAUUCUACGAGCUCAGCGAUACCACCUCACCACCCCGCUGCCAGGACCCAGUCCUACUCCUCCUCCCACAGGUCACACAACCGCGUCCGGGCCGGCUUCAUGUCCCCAGCCUACCAGAACAACGAAGAUGCCCUGCGUGCAUCCCUCACGACGCUUCUCUCCUGCGCCGCGGCAGCCAAAAACCUGCCCGGCAGGCGAAACGUCGCCGCCGAGCCGACUUCUGGGGAGCCGGUCAUGGGCGCAGGGGUCGGGCCAGGCAGCCAGCCUAUGGAGUUGAGGCUGGUGCAGGAGUCGGAACUGGGCCCGGUGGCCUCGCCGGUGCACGUGUCCCCUGCGCCGAAACACACGUCGCGGAUACGUCAGCCCGCGACCCGGACGACGUCCAACUCUAGCGCCCCCGUGUCCGUCUCGUCCAAGGAGGAGAAAGGAAAGCGAGCCGCCUCGACAUCGCAGCCAAAAUCCCAGCGCGCGGCCAAGAAGAAAAGGGUAUCUGCAACAGGCGUAGACGACAACACAGUGACGUGGAUAAGCCCUGCCACCUUGACAUGGGUGCUUGGUACCGGUGUUGUACUCCUGGUCUCUGUUGUAGGAUUUGGUGCGGGUUUCGUUGUUGGGCGCGAAGUCGGCCGGCAGGACAUCCUUCACACCAUAGGUGGCGGAGGCGCACCGAUGAGCCCGGGUGCAAACACGACGUCUUGUGGUGGUGAAGUGAUUCGGAGUACCAGCAGCGGGACGCUUAGAAGGUGGCGCUGGGGCUCUGGCAUGGGAAGACUCGUGAGCGCCUAG